Molecule: messenger RNA, 786 nt
Organism: Schistocerca americana (American grasshopper)
Lineage: Eukaryota; Metazoa; Arthropoda; Insecta; Orthoptera; Acrididae
Product: vegetative cell wall protein gp1-like
Exons: 2
Coding region: 1-786 (261 amino acids)
Source: RefSeq, a predicted model, not a curated record
AUGCCCCCUCCCCUCCCCUUCCCCUCCCCAUCCCCCUUCCCCCUCCCCUUCGCGCCCUCACCCCCUGCCCUUCCCGCCCCCACCCCCUCCCCUUCCCCCGCCCCCACCCCUUCCCCCGCCCGAACCCCUUCCCCUUCCCCCGCCCCCGCCCCUUCCCCUUCCCCCGCCCCCGCCCCUUCCCCCGCCCCCGCCCCUUCCCCCGCCCCCGCCCCUUCCCAUUCCCCCGCCCCCGCCCCUUCCCCUUCCCCCGCCCCCGCCCCUUCCCCCGCCCCCGCCCCUUCCCCCGCCCCCGCCCCUUCCCCCGCCCCCGCCCCUUCCCAUUCCCCCGCCCCCGCCCCUUCCCCUUCCCCCGCCCCCGCCCCUUCCCCUUCCCCCGCCCCCGCCCCUUCCCCUUCCCCCGCCCCCGCCCCUUCCCCUUCCCCCGCCCCCGCCCCUUCCCCUUCCCCCGCCCCCGCCCCUUCCCCUUCCCCCGCCCCCGCCCCUUCCCCUUCCCCCGCCCCCGCCCCUUCCCCUUCCCCCGCCCCCGCCCCUUCCCCUUCCCCCGCCCCCGCCCCUUCCCCUUCCCCCGCCCCCGCCCCUUCCCCUUCCCACGCCCCCGCCCCUUCCCCUUCCCCCGCCCCCGCCCCUUCCCCUUCCCCCGCCCCCUCCCCUUCCCCUUCCCCCGCCCCCGCCCCUUCCCCUUCCCCCGCCCCCGCCCCUUCCCCUUCCCCCGCCCCCCUCCCCUUCCCCCGCCCCGUAUUUCCAAGGCACCAUAACGAGAUACACAACAGCAGCAGUGAAGGCUAG